AAGAAGAAGACAUAACUAAGCGCAUUGAAUGGCUAUAAAAUGAAGUGUCCCUUCUCCAGCUUGUUUGAAAGCGUAGGAGACAUGUCCAGUUACCGAUGAGUGGAGCACCCCAUUUAUGAUCACUACACUGAAACAUCAUCGAACAACCAUAGUUAUCGAGUUAUAAGAUAAAGCAGUUCUAGUGAGUAGUGCUUUGUCCUUGUCCCUAGCUUAGCUUGUUCUGAUCCAUGGAAGUUCAAACUCACUCCUUCGAGUUCCACCUUCACACCGACACCUACUUCCCUCCCAAUGCCACGCCCACCAACCAACUCUCUCCCGGACACGCCACCGCCGCCCUCAAGCUCCAGAAAGUCUACCGGAGCUACCGUACCCGCCGCAGGUUGGCCGAUUCCGCCGUCGUCGCCGAGGAGCUAUGGUGGCAAGCCAUAGACUAUGUAAGACUAAACCACAGCACUAUUUCCUUCUUUAAUUUGCCUGAAACCGCUGCAUCACGCUGGACUCGGGUUAAAUUGAACGCUGCCAAGGUGGGUAAAGGUUUGUCCAAGGACGCCAAGGCACAAAAAUUGGCUUUCCAGCAUUGGAUCGAAGCUAUUGAUCCACGACAUCGCUAUGGGCAUAACUUGCAAUACUACCAUAAAGAAUGGUGUAAAUCAGAUGCUGGUCAGCCGUUUUUUUAUUGGUUGGAUUUAGGAAAUGGGAAGAAUCUUGAUCUUGAAGAAUGCCCUCGAUCAAAGCUUCAAAAACAAUGCAUCAAGUACCUGGGGCCUCAAGAGAGAGAACAAUAUGAAUACAUUGUACGCGAGGGCAAAAUUAUCAACAAGCAAUAUGGGGAUUUACUUGAUACAAAUGAAAACUCUGACGAUGCAAAAUGGAUAUUUGUAAUGAGCACCUCUAAGAAACUUUAUGCUGGCAAGAAAAAGAAAGGAUUAUUUCAUCAUUCUAGUUUCUUGGCUGGAGGAGUGACAUUAGCUGCUGGAAGGCUGGUAGCUGAGCAGGGAAUUCUUAAGUCCAUCUCUGCUUAUAGUGGACACUACCGACCAACAGAUGAUAUACUUGACGGUUUCUUAUCAUAUCUCAAAGAAAACGGUGUCAAGCUUGAUGAAGUUGAGAUAAUGUUUAUUUAUGGUCAUGGUUAUGCAAGGCCUAAACACUUGAUAAUUGAAGUGAAAACUUGGUGGCAAUCACUUAUAUACUUUAAGGAUUCGUGGUUUCAGUUGCACAAGGCAAAUGAAGACUCUGAUAUGUACGAGGAAAGCAACAAUGUUAGUGAAAGACCAGUAACAUCUGAAGUGUCUAUCGGAAAAUUGUAUGUGCCUGAAAUAUCUGAGGAAGCUACCAAUACUCCAUCCAAGGAGGAUCCUCAACCUGAAUGUGUUACUUAUGCAAGGACUUUGUCAGGUGGUCUUCAGAGUCCGAGAGCUGUGGUGCCCAAGACUGCAAUAUUGCAAAGAAUCAAUUCCAAGAAGGCUUCCAAGUCCUACCAAUUAGGACACCAGCUUUCGCUUAAGUGGUCAACAGGAGCUGGACCAAGAAUUGGCUGUGUUGCUGACUACCCUAUAGAGCUUAGAACACAGGCCUUGGAGAUGCUUAACCUCUCUCCCAAAAUUCCCCCUACCCCUUCUUCAUACAUGCGAAUGAGUGAACUUGUUUUGCCUUCACCUUAUCCAACACCCAGAAACUCCCGCGGCAACAAUAUUGAUGGAACUUGUAUUAAGUGAUCUAUGUUUAAUAACCUUAGACAAGAGCUUACUAUAUUAAAAUGUGAGUUUGAAAUUAACUCAAUUUUACAAAAUUAGUGUAUAAUAUGUAUCCUGCUUGAAUUGUUGCUUUAGGUUUUAAAAACCAAGCUUAAAGUUGCUUUAGUUAACCAAUGUUAAAAAAUAUCAAUUUUUGGUAUCA
Cajanus cajan (pigeon pea) is the source of this 1899-nucleotide messenger RNA. RefSeq names its product IQ domain-containing protein IQM3. NCBI's taxonomy places the organism in Eukaryota, Viridiplantae, Streptophyta, Magnoliopsida, Fabales, Fabaceae. The record is from RefSeq and is a predicted model, not a curated record.